CGGCUUUCCCAGCCUACACUACGUGCAGACAUGAGCAUUCCCUGGUAGAGAAAGAGGACGUUUCCUGACCCAUUCAAAACAAGAAGAGUCUCCUGCUGGAGCCGGUGGAGGUAACGAUGCUCCUGAAAAGCCUGAGUCUGGCUCUUAUAAUCUCGACGCUGGUGGAGGCUCAGUAUGAAAAGUACAGCUUUAAAAGUUUUCCUCAGAAGGACAUCAUGCCGCUGGACUCUGCCUACAGCUACGCGCUGGAGCAGUACGGGGCGCAGAACUGGGCAGAGAGCAUCAAGUUCCUGGAGCUCAGCUUGCGGCUCCACCGGCUGCUGCGGGACAGCGAGGUUUUCUGUAGCCGCAACUGCAGCUCCGUCAGCCGGGACAACGACAGCCUGUUCACGGACAGCUCGCUCCGCGUCAUGCGCCACAUCCUACUGAGGGCUGCCUGCCUUAAAAAGUGCAAGGCGCAUUUUCCAGUGUUUAACAUGUCCUAUCCACAAAGGGAGUUAUUGGAAAGCUUCGAGAACAGGGUCCCGUAUCGGUACAUACAGUAUGCACACUACCAGCUUAACAACUUGGAGAAGGCUGUGUCAGCGGCUCACACCUUCCUGAAGAAGAACCCGAAUGAUCCCUAUUUGACCAAGAACAUGAAUUAUUACAAGACCCUGUUUGAUGUGGAGGAAUAUCUCAUCGACCACGAGGAGCAGCCGUAUGAAAGUGUUUUCCUGAAGAGUGUGACGCUUUACAACAGCGGUGACUUCAGCAGCAGUGCCCGACACAUGGAGCAGGCCGUCACGCAGUACUUGGAUAUAUACAGUCUCUGCUUGGCAGGCUGUGAGAGCUCAUACGAGAUCGUAGAGUUCAAAGACUUCUAUCCCGCCCUGGCAGAUCUCUACACCGAUGUGCUGAAAUGUAAGGUAAAAUGCGAAGAGCACCUGACACCCAGCGUUGGAGGCUUCUUUGUGGAGAAGUUUGUAGCCACUAUGUAUCACUACCUCCAGUUUUCCUAUUAUAAAUUGAAUGAUGUAAAGAACGCUGCUCCGUGUGCAGCCAGUUACAUCCUGUUUGACAGUAAAGACCAGGUGAUGCAGCAAAAUGUAGCGUACUAUCGCUUCUACAGGGAGCAGUGGGGACUCGAGGAAAGAGACUUUCAGCCUCGGCCCGAGGCCCUGAGGUACUUUAACGAGACAACCAAGCAGAAAGAGAUGCUGGAGUUUGCACUGAACUACCUACAAACUGACGAUGAGGACGUGGUUAGUCCAGAAGAAAUGGCUUCUUCUCACACGGUGCAUCCUGACGCUGAGUUUGAUGGUAUGGGAGACUACGAGGAGUCCUUCCUGGCUGAGUGGUGGCAAGAACCCAAAACUAAGUGGGACACUGGAGAGGCUGCAGACUGACAUCUGUCCUUCUCGUCUCCUGUGCAGAAAACGUCCUCAUCCGGCUGUCCCACCUCUCAUGACAAACCAAAAAAUGUUGACCUCCAUACAGAUACCGACAUUCUUAACAGUAUUUAGCAGAAAAAGCUGUGUACUUUCACCCUGCUGAAGAGUAAUAGGUUGAACUUAUCCGUCAUGUUGAUCGAGAUCAGAGAUCGACAUAUUCUGUCUUGGCUGUCAUCAGCCUUUUAAGAGGUUUAUUUCUAGAAUCAUUGGCCUGUAUGCCAACACUUGUCAAUGACUUUUAAAAAAAGGUUUUUAUUUAAUGAAAGCGAAAUGCAUCUGUGCCGUGGUAUGAGGAAAGUGACAUGAAGCUUUUCUUAAGCUUGACGAUUUGUCAAGUUGAGUUGUUGUAAUAAUUUGCUCAUAAUAAAAGUAAUAUUUUAAUAUA
Messenger RNA from Etheostoma spectabile (orangethroat darter), 1818 nucleotides. RefSeq names its product prolyl 3-hydroxylase family member 4 (inactive) (gene p3h4). The transcript is spliced from 7 exons. Bases 117 to 1388 code for a protein of 423 amino acids. Gene Ontology annotation, molecular function: protein binding; collagen binding. Gene Ontology annotation, cellular component: endoplasmic reticulum. Gene Ontology annotation, biological process: collagen fibril organization; peptidyl-lysine hydroxylation. NCBI's taxonomy places the organism in Eukaryota, Metazoa, Chordata, Actinopteri, Perciformes, Percidae. The record is from RefSeq and is a predicted model, not a curated record.